Drosophila pseudoobscura is the source of this 2519-nucleotide messenger RNA. It is a transcript of the gene Ric, whose product is annotated as Ras-related protein interacting with calmodulin. The coding region runs from base 166 to 954 and encodes 262 amino acids. The transcript is spliced from 3 exons. Lineage: Eukaryota; Metazoa; Arthropoda; Insecta; Diptera; Drosophilidae. Gene Ontology annotation, molecular function: GTPase activity; GTP binding; GDP binding. Gene Ontology annotation, cellular component: plasma membrane. The record is from RefSeq and is a predicted model, not a curated record. Gene Ontology annotation, biological process: Ras protein signal transduction.
UGACGGUAUAUUUUAUGGAUAAAUCACACUGAACCCGAGCCCCAAAAAAAAAACAAGAAAAUAAAUACAGAAAUUGGUUUUAGUGAGUUCUAACUGGGUUGUGGCGGGUCGCGUUGUUGAAAAACGUAUAAGAUCAAGGGCCCCCAGGGGUAGGGAGUAAAAGUAAUGGCCGGCGACAUGUCCAUUGGCUGUUCAGCUUUGAAAAGGUCGAGCAAACUAAAGUCCUGCACCAGUGGGGGCGACACGGACUCCAUGCACAUAGCAGCCAACGAUCGCAUGGACAAUGGCAGCGUAAAACAAGCCCCAGCACCGCCCCAGAACAUGCGAGGUGGCCUCCGGGUGUACAAGAUAGUCAUCCUUGGGGAUGGCGGUGUCGGAAAGUCGGCUGUUACCCUGCAGUUCGUGAGCCACAGCUUCUUGGACUACCACGACCCGACCAUUGAGGACUCGUACCAGCAACAGGCGGUCAUCGACAACGAGGCCGCCCUGCUCGAUAUACUCGAUACUGCCGGCCAGGUCGAGUUCACGGCCAUGCGGGACCAAUACAUGCGCUGUGGGGAAGGUUUCAUCAUCUGCUACUCAGUCACCGACCGCCACAGCUUCCAGGAGGCAUCGGAGUACCGAAAACUGAUUACCCGGGUGCGUUUGUCCGAAGAGAUACCGCUGGUGCUGAUUGCCAACAAGGUGGAUCUGGAAUCUCAGCGUCGCGUCACCACCGAGGAGGGCAAAAAUCUGGCGAAUCAGUUUGGCUGUCCGUUCUUUGAGACGUCCGCGGCACUACGCCACUACAUCGACGAGGCGUUCUACACGCUCGUCCGAGAGAUCCGUCGCAAGGAGCAGCAGAAGGGCACCGACAGCAGCUCGGAGAAAAUCCACACGCGCCACCGCAGCCGCUGGUGGCGCAUACGCUCCAUAUUCGCCUUGGUAUUCCGUCGUCGACGCAACUUGAACUAGACUGGGGGAUAAAGCUGGGUAGGAGCUUUAGCUGGAGGUGGAGCCAAAAGAGUGCGCGCGCGUUAACAAUUUCUUUAAAUCAGUGCAAUAUUAACCAAUGCGAGUAACAUUUUCUUUCUAUGUGUCGCUAUAUACACGGAUUGUAUAUAGCACAACCAAUCCGCAGAUCCUAUAUAUAUCUACGAUUAUUUGUAAUUGAUCGAAGUUUCCAAAGGCAGAGGCAAAACCACAAGAAUUUACCAAUCGAGAGAUAGAAGAAACUACAUAAUUAUUGUUAUGGCCACCGUGGAGAAGAAGAGGGUCGGUCGGUCAGUCGUUUAUUUAUUAUUUGUUACAAACUAUUUAACGUAUUUGUUGUUGGCCAGACAAGCAAAGAUAGGCGCAGCGAGCGGAGGUAGACGAUAGAAUAUAUCAAUAUGUUUAAGCACCGAUCCAAAAUGAUACAUAUUAACAAUGCACGUACAUAUGUUUUAUGUAGUCAAAAUAAAACAAAUAACGUUGAUUCCUAAGGCGAGGUGAGGUAGAAUAGAAGCAGGCGUGACAGAUUGGCUGGCAAUUGGCAAAAGCAGCAAAAAGUAGACAUGCAUUUAAAUUCAAGCUGAAGCAAUGAGCUUCAAUCUGAGGCUGAGAUCGGCCGAAGCAGAGCAACGCGAAACCAAAAUCAAUAAUCUUAUAACAAAUCGUGACACACCUGAGAGAUCUGAAUCCUAGCAAAGGACACACAAAGCACAACACAAGUGAGUGUGAAUGCCAAGCGUUACUGUCAGGGAAGUGAAUGGAUAUUGGCAGAGAAAGUAUUGAUGGUGGAUUUUUGAACUUAUGUAAUGCAUGUAUUACCCCAGCAGGACACGCGACACACACAAGCACACAUUUAACUAAUCGAAUAAAUGUUGAAUUUAAUGUAUACUAAUUCAUAUAUACAGAUAUAUAUAUAUAUAUAUAUAUAAAUCGAUCGAUCUACGAUAUAAGAAUGUAAAACGCGGGAACAUUUCAGAAUGUGUGUUUGACCUGGAGCUUUGUUCAAAUCCAAAUCCAAUCCAAAUUGAUAAUGAUAUAUAUAUAUAUAUAUAUAUAUAUAUAUACAUAUAUGAUAUACACCUAAAUAUACAGAGAGAUAAUGUAUGUAUGUAAUUUAAGCCCAAGACAGCCGAUUGCAUUUGUUGUUUAAGUUUGAGAAAUGUUUAUUGCUUAUAUGUUUAUUGUUAAGGACACGUGUUUACUUCUAAGUUUAUUUAUUAUUAGUUUAACACAUUUGUUAAUUACUUUUUACACACAAAACAACUCCACCACGCAACACAUCACGUUCUCUAAGCGUUCACCAUGAGUUCCUCUCAUACAUGUUAAUAUUAUUAACUAUCAUCACUACUACAGAAAACACUACACUACACAAACAACAGUUUUAAACGGCUUUAAUUACUCCAACAUUUGUUAUGAAACCCACUUAAGCAGUUGAACGUUGGAACUACUCCAUAACUACAUAUAUAUUGUUAUUACAAAUCCCCUCAUGAAACGAUUCGAUGACUAAUUUGUGUAAACCCGCCAACAAAAAAAAAAAAAAAACAAAA